UUCCCUUAUCUGGUUGCAUCUCGAGCUCCUCAUUCGCCUCUCGUUGAUUCACACGUCUGGCAGAGGUCGACAUCGUCUGAUUCGCAAGCAGUAUUGCCAAGUUGCGUUGAAGCACUCAAGACAGUCUUCAAAGAGUCGCAUAUCUCCAUAGAGCGGUUCACGUGCAAUACUAGCCGAUCACGCAGCGCGAGCAUCGGCGCCCUUUAGAACGGAGCUUCACGAAGGUGUAGACCCGUGAUCGUCACAGCGUCCCCAGCACCCUUGAUCCUGCACAGCACACGAACGGGUGAGCUGCAGCUUGCCACAUCGCAAUCAUCAUCGAGCGAAAGCAUACAGCCGGCCCAUCAUGCCAGCGUACCGACUCUUGCCUCGCAUUCAAGCAUCGACGUUGGAUGCAUUCAGAAAGGACAUCUACAGACCUCGGUUAGCGCUCUGCAUCUUGAUUCUCUUCCUCGCUUCUUCGCCAAGCUCUGGCCCAGCUAGCAAUGAUGGGGAUCUGUCGCGAGAUGCAGGGCUGAAUGCUAAGCCGCAAGCUGCAGUAGUCGCUCCACAACCAGCAAUGGCAUCGAGCAGCGUGCCGGAAAUUCACGACCGAACGAGCGCAAGUGGACCCGCAAGUCUCCUGUCAUCCAUCUACUCCUCUCUCCCACUGCGCGCCAUCCGUGGAGCCUCCAGUCGACCCCAGCCAGCGCACAGCGCAGCUACCAAUUCGGCACAGAGGUUGCAUACACAGAGCAAGCAGCAGCGCCUGAACGACGACACUGAUGUUAGGGGCAACGAUGGACCAGUUCGGUCUCUCACGAAGCAUGUACGCUCAAAGAAGCAUGCAGAGUCCAAGGAAGGUGCUAGACCGGGCGACAAGUCACUCCGGACCAAACUGGCCCACAGGAAUACCUCGACGCGCACAUCCUCUACGUCCAAGUCCAGUUCAGGACGCUCCACAUUCAGAAUACCGGUUCCCAGUCUUGAGAUUCUGCUUCACGCUCAGGUAUUGCCAGCUUUAUUGCCUCUGCACCUUAUCUGGGCACUCAGAUUAGCUGGCAUGUGUGUCGAGGAUUCGAUUGCGACUGGCUCGUCUACCUUUUCGAGACGCUCCAGAUUCUCAUCCGCGGCUUUGGCAGCGAUCGGCGUCAGUCUACUGCUCGUGGCCUCUCCAUGGUUCAGCGGGCUGCUUGAGACAUUGAGCGCACAAUGGACUGGCUGGCCAGACGCAGAGGCCGCAUCUCUGUUACCGCUGCGUAUAUUCGUCUGUUUGGAGGCUCUCGCAGCGCUUCUUUCGCUUGGUCUUCCUUUGCUCAAAGUUCCGCCGCCUCAGCUUUUGCCUUUCAACAUUCCCCGCACUAUUCAUCUUCCUUCGCCAUCGCAUUCACCCGCGUUACUAGAAUUCGUCCUACCGUUCUUGCCCCCUGGAAUCAUUGACAUCUUGGCAGGCCGCAACACGACGAGGACCGGAAGACGAGGAAGGGGUCGCCCUGCUGGAGGCCGAUAUGUUGCCCAAGCUUCUUCGCCGCGCUUUGUGCAGCAGCCGCCACCAGUUGCUCUACCAACCAUCCCUGCGGCAUCGGGUGUCAGCACUGCUGUCGCCGCCGGCGCCUUGCCAGAUCAGCCUGGUGCGUCGUCAACGCACAACCGAUCGAUGACCUCUGAAUCGUCGAGCCCUAGGGCGUCGCAGGCAACGAGCGACACGACGGCCUCUCUUGGGCCCACAGCACGCUCGAAAGCAUUGCGGCUUUCGCAUCAAAAGGUGCUUGUGUCCACGGCAUGGGUAGGAGAUACAUUCAUCUCUCUCUGGGAUCGAUUCACCGGCGCUCUGAUCUAUGCCGUCCUGGUCCUAUCCUUGCCCACGCUUUCGCCGGCCAGUCUAGCGCCUCUCUUAGCCCUUCUAGCUCUCCGAUCCGAGCUCGGUAGACUCGUGGACGCGUGGUCCGGCGCUAGAUCUGCUGCCGAGUGUUUGGAAUUUGUGCGGAGGAGGUGGGGAGCCAGGAAAUGUAUGGCAAGGGCGAAAGCAGUCGUCGCCGCCGCUCAAACCUCUGCGCGGAACGCCGAGAACGCUGCGCAGAAGGCGGAACGCGAGUCUGCGCAACACGAAGAGCAGAAGACCAACAGGGAGACUAUCAAGUCGCUUAGGGAACGAGCGACGAGGAAGAGAAAUCAAGCUGCCAAAGAAACGGCAAAGUGGGCCUGGAGCAACAAGUCGGAGGAAGAGGUGCUAGAUCAAACCUGCAGCGUCUGCUUUGAGUCUGUCCUGCCUACGUACGCAUCCUCCUGCCUCAGCCAUGGCAAGACAGAAGAGGGAGCCGAUCCUACUCUGAAUCAUUCGCAGACACGCCUCGACUCGGAAGUGGACUUGGAUGAGAUCGCUUGCGUGCUAGAUUGUGGGCAUGCGCUGCAUAGCGUCUGUCUCGUCAGACAUCUCACAGCUCAGGCCAAGUGUCCAGCUUGUCACGCCAGUCUGAGUGCCUCCCCGCCCCACUCGAGCUCAAGUGGUCGAUCAAGGGCACAGGCUCGCGUUCAGGUCCAGACACAAGUGCAGGGAUAGGAUUGAGCAUGCCGAAGAGAGGGACGAAGCACUCCGUCAUAGUACAUUCUUGACAACGUCCGCGCUCUGUGCACAUCGAUGACCAUCCCUCGUUCUAAACUUUUCGGCCCUGCAUCACUUGCCGUUGCCUCCUCGAGCCUCUUUGCAAUGCGUCAUG
Molecule: messenger RNA, 2696 nt
Organism: Ceraceosorus guamensis
Lineage: Eukaryota; Fungi; Basidiomycota; Exobasidiomycetes; Ceraceosorales; Ceraceosoraceae
Exons: 4
Coding region: 347-2539 (730 amino acids)
Source: RefSeq, a predicted model, not a curated record